Messenger RNA from Corylus avellana, 1595 nucleotides. It is a transcript of the gene AGG3, whose product is annotated as guanine nucleotide-binding protein subunit gamma. Gene Ontology annotation, biological process: G protein-coupled receptor signaling pathway. Lineage: Eukaryota; Viridiplantae; Streptophyta; Magnoliopsida; Fagales; Betulaceae. The record is from RefSeq and is a predicted model, not a curated record.
AAAAGAAGACACACACGGCAGAGAGUUUUUACAAACUCCAAAAUCUCACUCAAAUUUCGAUCGAAUCCCUCAACUUUGCCAAAUGGGUUCGUACAGACACUUGCAGUUGCAGGCUUUUUUCACAGCCGUCUUUACUAUUAUUAUUAUUACUUCCAUGCACAAAAGAUGUGCCUCGAGAGAGCUCAGACGCCUCCACCCUCUUCUACUUUUCACUCAUAGCCUGUGACAAUAAUGGCUCUCUUUUUAGCCUUAUUAUCACUCUUUUCUCUUACCCUUUAAGCCUCAUUUAAUCCCUGCAACCACAGUAUGAUACAUACAUUUAUGUACCCUGCCGAUCUUGCAGAACCUACUUGGCUACUUCCCUUAGCUUUCUUUUUUUUUUUUUUUUUGGCUUGUUUCUGGGUAGUAAUUAUCUUUGUCAGAGACCCGAAUUACAGCCUCUGCCAGAGACUUUUUGUAUACCUUUCACACCUAACAUCAUUUGCUGCUGUUCUUGUUUGUUACUUAGUAUUACUGCUACUUCUUUGUUACUACUACCAAGUACUUGAAGUAGCGCUGCUUAUUACUACUUCAAGUAGUGACAGUUGUUGCUCUGUCUAAUUGUUUUUGUUUUUGUUUUUUCACUCUGGUUUGAGUUUUGGGUUAUUUUAGAACUGAGAAUUGAUUUUAACUUUGUGGGCAAAUGGCUGCUCCGUCGGGUUCCUCUUCGUCGGUGCCGUCGCUGCCCCCACCACGUCCAAAGUCGCCGCCGCAGUAUCCAGAUUUAUAUGGGAAGCGCCGUGAAAUGGCUAAGGUCCAGAUGCUCGAAAGAGAGAUUGGUUUUCUUGAGGAGGAAUUAAAAUCCGUUGGAAGCCUUCAACCUGCUUCUAGAUGCUGCAAAGAGAUUGCUGAUUAUGUGGUGGCAAACUCGGAUCCUUUUUUACCUACAAUUCGGAAGAGUCGUCGGUCCUGUCGCUUUUGGAAAUGGCUCUGUAAAAUGCCCUGUUUUAACCUCUCUUGGAUCUGCUGUUGCUGCUGUUCUGGGUGCUCCCUUCAUCUAGAAAUGCCACGCUGCUGCCGUGACUGCAAUCCAUGUAACUGCGGUUCCUGUGGCUGCUGUGACUGCAAUCCAUGUAACUGCGGUUCCAGUGCCUGCAACCCAUGUGACUGCAACCCAUGUGACUGCAACCCAUGUAAUUGCGGUUCCUGUGCCUGCUGUGACUGCAACCCAUGUAACUGCGGUUCCUGUGUCUGCAGUGACUGCAAUCCAUGUAACUGUGGUUCCUGUAUUAGUUGUCAUUUUCCAAAGUGGGGGUGUUGCUCUUGCCCCCGAUCACGUUGCUGUAGAAAAGUCUCAUGCAGCAGAAAGUGUUGCACUCUUCCUUCUCCUUCAUGCCCAGAUUGCUCUUGCUGCAUAUGGAGAUGCUCACGUCCUAAAUGUCCAAAGGUACGCCCUUGCUGCUGUUGUACAAAAAUCUGUUGUAACCCUUGCUAUCUAUGUUACUAGCAUAUUCAAGCAAUCCCAUCUGAAGCUUUGUUCUCCAACAUGCCAUUUUAUUUUAAAUGCUGUAUAAAGUUUGGAAAUAUAGAGCGCUAUAAGAUAGUAUCUUCAUAUU